Paralichthys olivaceus (Japanese flounder) is the source of this 1427-nucleotide messenger RNA. Its product is annotated as alpha-crystallin B chain-like. Gene Ontology annotation, cellular component: nucleus; cytoplasm. NCBI's taxonomy places the organism in Eukaryota, Metazoa, Chordata, Actinopteri, Pleuronectiformes, Paralichthyidae. Gene Ontology annotation, biological process: response to heat; protein refolding; negative regulation of apoptotic process. The record is from RefSeq and is a predicted model, not a curated record.
GGCAAUCCAAGUCAAACCAAGAAUCAACCUCGCUCACAUCUAUUGUUUAUUUUUUCAUCUCUCCUGAAAUCUCAUCAUGGAUAUCCCCAUCCAGUAUCCUUGGUACCGUCGGGCCUUCCCUCAGCGGCUCUCUGACCUCCCCCAGACAGAACCUCUUAUGGACUGGCCCCACAUGUGGCCCUUUUCAUGGGCCUACCCUUGGACGCGCCCGUCGUUCAUGCGCUGGUUCAACUGGCCCGACAAUGGACACAGUGAGAUGCGCAUGGAAAGGGAUCGCUUCGUCAUUUAUCUGGAUGUGAAGCACUUCUCCCCUGACGAGCUGUGUGUCAACAUCWGUGACGAGWUCAUCACAAUACAUGGCAAACACGAGGAGAAACAGGACGACCAUGGCUUUGUGUCCAGAGAGUUUCACWGGAAGUACAGGCUGCCUGCCGGCGUGUCAGGUGCUGAUGUCACCGCCAACCUGUCAUCUGAUGGUGUGCUGAUAAUAACUGCACCUCGGUCAUCUCCUGGRCCAGAGCGUAGUAUUCCCAUCUCCUGUGAGGAUGGGACACCAAAACAGAAAAUGUAGAGCAAAGCCUGACGCUGUUUCAGUUCUAACCAGAAGUGCUGCCUGUUGUUGUGUUUAACCUGUCUCAGUUGAGACACAUGWAGGUGGAACAUGCAUGUCUAGAUGUCUGCAUGUGUAAGUGGCUUAAARUAAACCAGAAACUCCAGAUGGUGUCACAGCAAGAUGAAUUGUUGUGUUAAUAAAAGACUAACAUGUUGAGUAUAGUUGACACCAUAUUGAAGUUUUCCAGAGACACACUGUUGUGAGUUGUAGUUGAUUUUUCUAUCAAAAUAACUUUAAAACGUAAAAUAUUCACAUCCACCAUCAGGUAAGGGAAGUUUAUUGGUACAGCAMAUUUCAACAACAAGGCAAUUCAAAGUGCUUUACUUAAAAUCCAACUAAUCAAGGUCAUGUCAUUCUUAUUUGAAUUCCAUAUCUACAUCAGRCAUUUUAUAACAUACCAUGUCUAAUCUGGUCCUGCACUUGGGUGACAAAUWAUUUUUUGAACCUAACCCAGUUUGCAGCUUUUAUUAUUACUACUGGGAAAUGCUAAAGAAAAAUUAAUUUACAGGAAUUCCUCUCAAAAUUGUCAACUGAAGAUGAUAACAGACUAAAAUUGUUAGAAUGAAUUGUUUUAAUAUCAGUGUGGGUAUGAGUAAGAUGUCAACUUGAUUGUUGUAUGAGAUUAGUGUUGGUUUCAGUACGUGUCAGGAGGAAGGAGUUCUCUGGAGGCACAUUCAGUGAUUUUAUGGUUGUUCAGUAAGAAUAAAAAACACCUCCAAAGGACUUGGGACCAUGUGUGUUCUCUGUAGUGAGGGGUGUGUGUGUGUAUAUUUGCUUGUAGAAGAAGACAUUUUUAGCUCUUACAAUAUAAAGG